Molecule: messenger RNA, 330 nt
Organism: Acaulospora colombiana
Lineage: Eukaryota; Fungi; Glomeromycota; Glomeromycetes; Diversisporales; Acaulosporaceae
Source: the annotation of a GenBank genome assembly
AUGUCAGACGAAGAAGGAGCCUCUAAUAACGAACUUCUCUUAGUUGCCGCAAAACAAGACUCGGAAGAAAUUCUCGAGGACAUAUUUACACAGCCCGGCACUUACGAUAUAAAUUAUGCGGAUGGCAUAGGAAAUACCGCCCUUCAUUACGCUGCUCAACAUGGUUCUCUCACCGCCGUUGAACUGCUCUUGCAACAACACGGAAUUAAUAUCGACGCUCAAAAUCGACUGGAACGCGAAACACCAUUGCACAAGGCGGUGCAAUACGCAGAUGACCCAUCAGUCGCUUACGAAAUCGGUAUGCUUAGUAGAGUGUUUCCACCGUUAUAA